AUGAGCCACUUUGUGCGUCAGAGUAAAUUCCGUCACGUGUACGUGGAACCAGCGAAGCUCGAAUCCUGUUACACAAAUGUGCGUCUGGCUACAGCCACGGGUGAGCAGAACUAUAUCAAGGGAAAUACCAAGUUCUUUGCUGUAUCAAUUCAAGCUGGUGGUGGUGCCAUGGCGGUCGUUCCUUAUGAGAAAGUGGGCAAGUUUGAUCCGGACUUCCCGCUCAUCUCGGGCCAUCGCGGUGCAAUUCUUGACUUUGACUUUAAUCCGUUCCACGAACAUCUCAUUGCUUCGGCCUCAGACGACACGACUAUCAAGAUCUGGGGGAUUCCAGAAGGUGGACUUACAGAGACGUGUGUGGACCCCCUCGUGGACCUGACGGGUCAUGGCCGUAAGGUUACACUCAUCAAGUUCCACCCUACGGCUAAUAAUGUGCUAGCCAGUACGUCAUCUGACUUUUCUGUCCGUCUGUGGGAUAUUGAGAAGGGUGCUCAGACUGUCAAGUUGGACGACCAUGGUGAGAACCUGAUCCAGGAUCUGGCUUGGAGCUGGACGGGCAGUGUGCUGGCCACCACGUGCAAGGACAAGGUGGCGCGUCUAUAUGACGCUCGUUCUGGACAGGUUGUUGCGGAGAAGGAGAAUGCACACAUGGGCACGAAGAGUGUCAAGAUUUGCUUCCUUGGUAACAAGGAGACGUUCGUGACGGUGGGCUUUACGCGUCAAAGCCAGCGUCAAUUCAAGGUAUGGGACCCACGUAACCUCGACAAGGAACUCAAGAAGGUGGACAUUGACCAAGCUGCCGGCGUCAUCAUGCCGUUUUACGAUCCGGACACGAACCUUUUGUACCUGUGUGGUAAGGGUGAUGGCAACAUCCGUUACUACGAAAUGUCCGAGGGUGAACCAUUUGCCUUCCCAAUCAGCGAAUAUCGCUCGACAACGUCUGCUAAGGGAAUGGCGAUGAUUCCCAAGCGCGGUUGCGACAUCAUGAAGUGCGAGACGACGCGUCUGCUGAAGCUUACAUCGAAUGCUAUCGAGCCGCUUCAUGUGUUUGUUCCGCGCAAGUCGGACGCUUUCCAGGACGAUAUUUUCCCCGACACGUACGCUGGCAUUCCCUCAAUGACUGCCGACGAAUGGCUUGGUGGCGCCGACAACUCCCCAGUGCUGAUGUCUCUGCGCCCUGAGAUGCUGGGUAAAGUGACAAAUGAUGGUAAGCGUGCACGCUCUACAUCCAAAACCAACAGCGUGGGUUCUGGCAUUGCAGCUCGCGUGGCUCGUUUUGCCCGCGGCGGUAGCAAGAAUGACAACACGCCCGAAGGCAAACUCAAGUCUGAGUUGGAGACUGCCAAUGCACGAAUCACACAGCUAGAGAAGCUGCUUCGUGAGAACGGCAUCUCGUACUAA
This is a messenger RNA of Peronospora farinosa, 1398 nucleotides long. The record is from the annotation of a GenBank genome assembly. NCBI's taxonomy places the organism in Eukaryota, Oomycota, Peronosporomycetes, Peronosporales, Peronosporaceae.